Sardina pilchardus (European sardine) is the source of this 2612-nucleotide messenger RNA. Its product is annotated as UDP-glucuronosyltransferase 1-6-like. Bases 960 to 2321 code for a protein of 453 amino acids. The transcript has 3 exons. Gene Ontology annotation, molecular function: UDP-glycosyltransferase activity. Lineage: Eukaryota; Metazoa; Chordata; Actinopteri; Clupeiformes; Clupeidae. The record is from RefSeq and is a predicted model, not a curated record.
UCCCAAGGUAAAUGUCGUAGUGGAGCGACAUACUUUCUGUAAGCGUUCACAGCUACCACAUGAGACUGUAGUUCAGUAUUUAGCUGCCCUUCGUGAGCUAGCUGUGAAGUGUGAAUUGAUCGCGAGCAAGUGGAGAAUGAAUGGAGGUGAAUGGAGUUUCUCCUAAAAUCCACUUUUCUCUGGAUAUAAUUUUUUGUGUAGAAAUUGGAAUAUUUUAUGUGAAAGGGGGGUCAAAGAAUAUAUACACAGCGGGGUAUUCAAUUUUUUAAGUCCCUUAAUUAAAAGCCUUUCAAACAUGUCAAUGACGUCAUUCAUUAGCAGGAUACUAGUGUGUUAUGGACAACAACGACCAAGCCUGUGAGAAACCAAAGGGCCAUAAGUAAUUGUUCAUUCAACUUUCGACCUAUAACCCAUAUUGAGCUUGCAGAAACUAUAAUCCAAUCAUUGAUUUUUUAAUGACAAUCAGGUGAAACAGACCAAUUUAGCCGUCUAGCCCCAUAGACCCCCAUUGUUUGAUCACUUGCUUGUGAUCACCCCUAGUGGAACUGCAGGUACAGUGCAGGUACAAUGGAGUUAUUAGCGAGUGGACCGGCUCUCCAUAAAUGGGCUCUGCCUGUGCCAUGUGCUCCUGUGUUUACUCCCUGUGUCCUGUGCCAUGUGCUCCUGUUUACUUAAUUUGACCAUUCUGCCGCCAUAAUAUCGUACAGUAUGUCAUUUGAUCUCUGGAUGGGUUCAUAUCAAUCUUGCAGAUGGCUCUGAAUGUGUAUGGUUUUUGAUCAGCUAAUACAGCUUCAUUUUCAGGGAUAUCAACCUGUUGUGUACCCUUUUACCUAUUUGACUGGCUGUCGUCACUGUGUAAUAGUUAACCAAAACAAAUACAAAGUCCAACUCAUUGAAAGGUGAGCAUACAGUAUUUCUAAGUCAUUUGAGACUCCUCCGUGGCUGCAGUGCAGACAUCCAUGAUGCGGGCUGUCAUCGUGCUGCUGAUCUCUCUCCUGUGCCUGGGCUCUGCUCAGGGUGGGAAGCUGCUAGUGAUCCCAUUAGACGGCAGCCCCUGGAGAGGGAUGAAGCUCCUGGUGGAGGAAUUGGGGAGGAGGGGUCACCAGGUGGUGGUGGUGAUCCCAGAGGUCAGUCACAGCUUGGGCCCCUCUAAGAACACCACCACCCUGACCUUUUCCGUACCAUACACCCAGGAAAGCUUUGACACAGACUUAGAUGAAGACAUGUUCCAAUUUAUGACCACAGAUGUCUCCACUGAUGUAGCAAAGUUUAGGAACUACUGGAGCACCCUGGACACGCUGAGUGGUUUUACCAUAAUGACCUGUGAAAGCAUGCUGUACAACAAGGAGCUGAUGCAGACCUUACGGGACUACGAGUUUGAUGCUCUGCUCACCGACCCUUUCUGGCCUGUUGGAGUCAUCAUUGGGAAUUACCUGGACAUUCCGUCCGUCUACAUGAGUGGUCCUUAUCCUUGCCCCCUUGACAUUAUAUCCACCAGAUGUCCUCACCCGGCUUCAUAUCUGCCACAACGCUUCACACACUACAGCAAUCGCAUGACCUUGUGGGAGAGGACCGUCAACCUGCUGAGGUCCGUACUGGAGCCUGCGGCCUGCAGUCGUCUUUACGCUCAUGCAGACAAGAUGGCGUCUGAUUUCCUGCAGAAAGACACAUCCAUUGUGGAGCUGGCGAGUAACGCAGCACUGUGGCUUGUUCGGUUUGACUUUACCUAUGAGUUCCCCAUGCCUCUGAUGCCCAACAUGGUCAUGAUUGGUGGGAUGAAAGCAGGAAAGCCAAAACCCCUACCACAGGUGAGUCACCCGAAGGCGAAGGCUUUCAUCACACAUGGAGGGACCCAUGGUAUCUAUGAGGGUAUAUAUAGUGGUGUUCCCAUGGUGACGAUCCCACUAUUUAUUGACCAGGGUGACAAUGCCCAGCGCAUGGUUGCGCGUGGUGUUGCCGAGUCUUUGCCCAUUGCUGACGUGACCACAGCCAAAGUGUUGGAAGCACUCAACAAAGUCAUUGGUGACAAGAGCUACAAGGCAAAUAUGAUGAAGCUGUCGGCUGUGCACAAGGACCGUCCGAUUGAACCUCUUGACCUGGCCGUCUUCUGGACCGAGUUUGUAAUGAGACACAAAGGAGCGGACCACUUGCGGUCCACUGCCCACGAGCUGAGCUGGGUCCAGUACCACAGCCUUGAUGUGAUCGCGUUGCUAACAACCGCCAUACUCACUCUUGUUCUUGUCACCAUUAAAUGUUGUACGUUCUGUUUUAGGAAGUGCACAGGAAAGUCAAACAAAACAAAAAUAAGAGAGAAUAGUUGACAAGUAGUUUUGUUUGUGAGUGAGUGAAUAGCUCUUUGGCACAAUAUAGACUAAUAGUAGCACAGUAUACACUUACUUAUAAGUACAAUAACAAACAAACUGAAUAUACAUAUAUUGCAACAAAGUAUGAACAUAACUCCACCUAUAGUAUCUCUUUUUGGAAAAAUAUAUAUUUGAAAGCGAAACUGUAGGCUUGGGAAAUUCCAAUACUGUUGUUGUUAUAGGGCUUGUCCUUUAGUCGAAGUUGCCAUGUGUGUUGGCAAUGGGUGAAGAGUACUAUAUGUGAGCUGU